This is a messenger RNA of Marmota monax (woodchuck), 7095 nucleotides long. RefSeq lists its product as uncharacterized. The transcript has 2 exons. The record is from RefSeq and is a predicted model, not a curated record. Bases 3346 to 4266 code for a protein of 306 amino acids. Lineage: Eukaryota; Metazoa; Chordata; Mammalia; Rodentia; Sciuridae.
GGCCCCAGGACAGGAGCCGGCCCCUGCGGAUGCCUGGGGCUGGGAGAUGGGAGGUGGAGUGGAGAUAAGCAGUCUAGGCCUGGUCCCCACUGGCCGUAGGGAGGCUGGCUGGUGGUGGGUGAGGGGUGUGGGUAGAGGGAUGACGGGGGGUGAGGGAGGGUUUUCUGCUCUUUUGGUCUUGCGCUCUGGGUCAGGAGGUUCAGGUUCAAGGCCAUGAGUCCGUCUGGUCUGAAGUGCUGGGUCACGUGUGGGCCUGUGAGGACAGAGACCACCCUGGUCCUGGCUCUGCACUGCAGCUGCUAAUGAGGACCUGGGCCUGGGGGUCAGACAUCUGCAGCCAUCUUCCUGGAGUCGACCCUGGGAAGGCUGUGGCAGAAGGGCCGUGGUUGGGUGGUCCUUCCUAAGGGCGCCCAGGAAGGGUCUCUCCCCCAUAGGUGGGCUGGCUACCAGGUGCCACCCCAACCUGCGCGGGAUCUGAACUUAAGGUCACCCGUGAAUUUGCACGGACACCAAAUAAAACACAGACGCACACUUGUACUUUGAACAGGCUUCAGGACGGCUUCUGCACUCUCGGCCUCAGGCUCCCCAGAGGGAGAGCGAGGGAAAGUCACUAGAGCCUGGUGGGAGCAAGUGUGUUCGCAGGGGGGCUGUUAUUGGGGGGACUCUUGUUCUUUAGAAAGCCCUAUCCACAAAAGGCCAGAAGGGCAGGGUUACCGGGGACAGGUGGCUGUAACUCAGCCCUGGAGGCACCUCCCACAAGGAAGACCCCUUACUAUCCGAGCGAAUGCAGUGGUCGGUCAGAAUCUGAGGCAUCAGGACUGGAAGGUGUGGUCAUUCAUGUGGCUUCCCACAACCGGGUGGUGGACACAGGCCCCGGAUCGCUGGCUUCACUCUCUCCUGCCUUGCCUCCCUGCCCCCUCCUGCUGGCCCUCUGUGCUCCCCCAGAGCAGGGCUCCCCUGCAUAGCCAGGUCCUGAGCCCCACAACCUGGCCUCCUGUGUCCCAGGUGCUGAGGAGAACGGCCUGGAUGGACCCUGCAGCCCUUCCCCUGUCCCUGGGAGGGUCAGGGCACAACUGAAGCCCCCUUAAUUCCCUUGACACCCAGGCUUUAGGACUAAGAACAUGGUGGCUUCCUGGGCUCCGGCACCAGGCUGAAACCCAACCCGGGUGCUGAGGUGGCUCCGUGACAGAGACUUGCCCUGCGUGUGCCAGGCCCUGGCUCCGUCCCCACAGGAAGAAAGCACACCCAGCAAGGAUGGAGGCUCUGGGCGUCCGGCUGGGCAGGGGCGCCCGGCCUGCUCUCUGCGCCCUGUGCCUGCCCCUCUCAGGCUCCACUGUUUCUCCACGGCUGUUGGAGAUCAGCUUCUCGACUCCAGCUUUGGAGACAGAACAUUCAGUGGGCCUGGAGUUGAGGGGUCAACAACACCAAGUGAGGGUUCUGGGGGCGUGUGGCCCCGCGGGUCCUCGUUCGGGGAAAGAAGCAAGAGCCCCUCACAUGUGUGAGGAUGGCGGGUUUCCUUAAGUGAAUUAGUAGACGUCCACUGUGUCCACGAGUCCGUGAGGGGGCGAGAGCAGCGUCCAGCACGGGGUCAGUUCCUGGCUCUGGCUCCAGAUCCCAUUGCUGACCUCCCUUACCCAGCACCUGGCCCCUUCGCAGUGGAGAGAUUGGGAGGAAGAGCUCACCUUCCUGCCUUGGGCUCCUGCCUGCUCGUGGUCCAGCAGGGAUGGCCGGCACAAGGCAGCGUCGAGGGCAGGCCUCCAGCCCCUGGCUCGGCUGGCACCCAGGACGGCUGCCCCGAAGCUCGUCCACGCUGGACCAGCCUCAUUGUUCUGGGCAGUGAGAUAGGUCAUCAAGACACCAAAGACCCCACGGAGACGGAGACGGGGUGUGGAAUGCCCAUGAGGACGUCCAGAGGUCCUGGUUCUCAUGCUACCUCCAGCGCUUCCCCAGAAAGCACACCUCUGUCCCUCUGGGGCCCUGUCCAGUGGUGACCAGCUCCCGAGGAGCCUGGUCUGUGUGCAGGGAGUCACUCUGUGACAGCACACGUCCUUCGGGACAAGUCACAUCUGGACCUUGCAGCCCAAACCCAUGCUCCCGUCCUUGAACCCGCUAGUGCUCGGGCAUGGAGAGGGACAUGGGUUCCUCCUUUCCUUCAGGAUGGCACGUUCUACUCACGGUGCCUGCAAGGCCCCACAAUCUUACCAUGCCAUCUUUUGUAAUGUCCCCUGGUGGCACAUCAGGGGACACUUUGUAACCAGAGCCUACAACCACAGUGCAAAGGACAUGGAGCUACUGUGGCCUGCUGGAGAGCAGCUGGACACAGUGCUCCUCCGUCCACAUCUCCAUGUCCACACAGCAGGAGCAACUGAAGCUGAGGCAAUAGGGCCAACUUUGUCUGUAGCGAUAUGUGGGCGUGUAGCUUAUUCAGGGCCAAAGACACGUUGUCAUAAUCACUGUAACACACAGCCUUCUGGGUUUGUGCCGCAGUCUGGCUACAGCCAAAUAACCAGGGGGUGUGACAAGCAACUUGUGAGGAUUAAUACAGCAGGAGCAGCUUUAUUGCUGGACGGCAGAGGUAUAUAUACUUAACUAUCUUAAUUAUCUUAAUUAACAUAAACUAGGUACAGCAGUCAACCAAUAAGGAAUCCUCAUCAUCUUAAUGAUUACACACAGCUUAACUUAAUUGACAUAAUCUAGGCACAGCAGUCAGUCAUUAAGGAAUCUCUAUCAUCUUAAUGGCUUGCUGGCGUUACUUCACAAACCACUCCCUCUGGCAAAGUGCCAGGCGCCAUCUUGACUUGUUUACAGACCCUAACAUUUCCCCCUUUUGUUUAAUUUAAAGAACAAGUAUGUGGCUUAGGGACCGUGCCUGGUUUAGGUUGUCCAAUACUUCAUAUGGUCCUUACCCGUCAUUGUAUGGUCUGACCUCAAAUCGUCAGCCUCCUGUCUUAGGUUGGUACCAUUGUAAUUGGAUCUUACCCGUCUUUGACUACCGGCCCAACACGCUCAGCCACACUUGUGGAUAACGGCCAUAGUGGUUUUUACACAAACACCAUAAAUAACCUGCUACAAGCAGUGGGCCUGGUUUCAGCCUGGUGCCAGAGCCCAGGAAGCCCGAGGGACUCAAGGGGGACCGACAUACAUGGGCCUUCCAUCCUGGAGAGUCUCAGUCUCCAGGACCUUCACCAGUGGGCCUGGAGGUACUGGGAGGCACCAUGGGGCACCCAGGACCCCUGGCUCCAUGCACGGCCACCUCGCGCACUGUGGCAGGACCCACCUUGGCCGUUGGCACGAGUCUCUCCAGUCAGUGUAGAGGCACUUUUUGAUGCUGAUAGGUUUGGUGGCAUGGAGGCCCCAGACCACCAGGCAGAGCUGAAAGCUGGACAGGAAGCAAAGCCCUGUGGGCAGCUGCAUGCCUGCAGAGAGCCACCCCGGCUGGCUCUGGGUCCUGGACUCUGGCCGUGGUGGACAGCACCCUGCUCACACCCACAUUUUCAGAUCAGAGCCUGUCCACCCACUGUCCCUGUGUUCAGGAAGCCACCCUGCCACCUUCGGCUGCUUGGGUGGGGUCGGGGCCCCACCGCAGGGCCCUGGUGGACCUGGCUGUGCAGAGUCGGGAGACCCGUGCGAGGCUGUGCACAGAGCUGGGCGGCGGGCAAGGACCCUGUGAGCACGGGCGGUGGUCCUGGGUCCCUCUGCCUGCCUGCUGGCCCCAUGUGGACCUUCACUCUUGCUGGUGGCACUACAGAGAGGACAGAGGCCUUCAGAGAGGUGGGAGAGGCCAGACUUGUGACAGGGUGCCAGGGGAAGACCUGGCCCCUCCCGGCCCCCCUUAGAUCUGCAGGGUCAGGGGCUUCCAGGGCUUGUCCAGGAACUUUGGCCCAGAGAUGUGGACAGGCCUGGGGCCUGGAAACACUAUUCCUCAGGUGGGCAGCUCUGGCUGGCCCCUGCUGCUGGACCCUGGGUGGUGCCUGCCCAGCCCUCCGGGGGGCCAGCGCCCCCGCCCUCAGGCCCUGGAGUCUUUACCUUGGCUUGAGAGCAUGGCUCUCCAGGCACCAUCUGGGCCUGCUGGCCCUGGACCGGCUCCUGCAGCCUCCGGAGCUGAGCCUGCAGUUUGCUGGAGGAGGAAGUGGGCAGCUGGGUCAGGAGGUUUGGGCCUGGUGGGGGCCAGCACGGUCAGCCCGCGGUCAGCCCUGUGGCGGUGGAGCUGAACUGGAGUUCCUGCUCUGGUCUCCGACUCUUGACACCCUCCCUCCUGGGUCCUGAGGCCCACACAGCUGCCCCCUCUUCCCUGGGGAGACCCCAUCUUUUCCCACCCUAGGGUGGCCCAGGGGUCCACAGGGUCAGGAUUGCUUGUCCACUGGCAGCCCUGCUCCUGAUGCAGGCGUGACAUGGGGGUGUCCUGUCCCUCCUUGCCCUUGGGGAAAGGUGGGAUACAUAGCCUCCCUCUUUUCAGGGCUCUGUGUUGGAGACCCCUCACUGGGAAGGGGUGACUUUGGGGGAUCUUUGGAAAGGGCAGCCCAGGCCCAGUGCUCUUAGAGAGGGGCAGAGGCUGGUGCAGGUUGGCACCUCUGGGGACAGGGCUGACGUCCUCACCUGAGCUUAGACUGGGAAGGAGACCCUCAGCCUGGACCCCUGCAGACCCCCUGAGCAGGCAGGGCCUUCCUGAUUUGUCAGGACCCACCACAUGACUAGGCCCCGCCUACACAAGGCUUGGAGGACGGGGAGGGCCCCAGUGGUCAGCACGUUGGGGUGUCCAGAUCCUGCCCUGGGGCAGCUCAGGAGUGAGGAAGGGGGUGCCUGGUGAGCGAAACCCAGAGCCAGAGGCAGACCAGGGCAUUCCUGGACACCAAACCAAAGUCCAAGCCGGGGCUUGGGGACCCUUCCAGCCUACUGCCACAGGCAGGGGCCUCAGGCCUCCCACAGCUGCAGAUGCUGAGGUCCCUCACCACAAUGCACAGUGGCCGGAGCCACCUGUGGCCAAGGGCAGGUCUCAGCAACACCAGAUAAGGGGUGGGGCAGGCACCCUGGGACCCCCUUGGUGUCCUCUUGGCAUAUGAGCUGGGAGUGGGCCUCACUGGAGCUCACAGGGUCUGUGGGCUCGGCCACCUUGAGGGGAAGCUGUGGUCCCCAAGCCAUCUGGAGGAGGCUGGCAGGUGCGGGCACAGGCAAGCAGAGGCACACACUGCAGGCUGCCUCUGCCCAGCUGCUGUCCCCCCUAGGGACGGGUGGCUGUGCCAGCCAGGAUGCAGUGGAAAGCUGCUUGUUUCCAGGAUGCAGUCUGCGUCUUGGCUCUGUGUGGACCAACAGGGGUCGGGGUUUCUCCAUCGGGCCUCCUGUGAUUGGCGCGUCCCCAGCCACAUCCCCAUGAGGGCUCUGCCCUGGGCUGGGGCUCAGGGUGCUAGGAAUCAUCAGGCUGGGAUCUAGGGAGGGUUGGAGAGUUUGCCAGGAGACGUUGAGGGAUCCCCUGGUCCUGUGAGGGCACUGCACAGUGACAGGAGGGGCAGUGUGGGGAAGGCCCGGGUGGCAGCAGAAAUCCCCUGAGGGGCCAGGAGGCCUGGCUCUGGGCUCAGGGCAAGCCGGGCCGCUUCUGUGGGGUCUGUGUGUUGUGGGGCCAGAGAAGCCCUGCUAGACAGUGGCACUGCCCCUGUGGGGUGGCCCUGAGGCCUUGGGACCUGAGAGCCCCCCACCCCGCCAGCCAGGCCAGGAGGCCUCAGACUGCCUAGGGUGCCCCCACACCCUCUCCGCCUCCGUUCCUGGGGCCUCCGAGCCUCCCUUCCCAGAAGGCCUUCAGGCCCUGGGGUCCACUGUGAGAGCAGCCCCACCACUCUGUCCCAGGUCUAAGCUGGAUGCUGAGUCCUGUGGCCCAGUCCUGUCCUGGCUGUCCGCAUGCCUGUGACCACCGCCUUUCCCUCGGGGGCCACGGGGCCUGGGCUGAGCUGCGGCCUGGCAGCAGUGGACCAGGGACCCCACAGGUCCCCCAGGUGCUCCUGCUCCCCUAUGGUGGCCACAGGAGAAGAGCCCACCUGGGGAGUUCGGGGAGCAGCUUGGCAGUGCCUAAGCUCAACCCCACCCAUGGCCACCACAGCCCUCCAUGUCCCCAGGAGGACCGGAGCACAUACCCAGAGAUGUAUGCCUGGAUUUUCCAGCAGCUUUAUUAGUGACAGCCCCAACCUGGAAGCCACCCCAUGUCCAUCAACAGGAGAAGGACCAACGGCGGAGCAUCCUCGCACCUGGACACAGCAACAGGAAGCUGAGUGACCAUCCUUUUCGAUGCCAGGUGACCCGAGGAUCCAUGGCUGCUAGGUGCAGGAAGUCGUCCAGUGUCUGAGGUGUGACACCACUCAGGAAACCCGGAAGUGCCAGCUACCUACAGGACCAAGCAGAGCCUCAGUGGGGACAGCCAGAGGCCGGUGGGGAGGGGUGGGAGGGGUCUCGGGGUGCAGACGAGAUCCUGAUUCCAGGGGUGGGUUUGUGGGUUUCCACACACCUCAAAUUGCCAAGGAAACAAAGAACAGAGAAAAACCCCCAGAGGGAGCCAUGUCAAAGGACACGGGGGUCAAAUGACCCAAUCCCAACAGCCAGAGUGAGGAGGAUCCUAUCAACAGACUCAGCAGGGAAGCCUUAGGUUUAUACUGCAGAGUACAGAACACACGGCCCCGAGGCCACGCCGAGGCCCACCGAUAGUUGAGAAAGGAAAUAAAAGAGGGACAGAUCUCUCUGCAGAAAACCUGCGAGUGACCCAGGAGGAGGGGUCCCAGGUCCUGCUCUGGCCAUGGGCUGCCCCCAGUGACGCUCCUGCAGGAGGCAGCGUGAGAGAGGGAUGGAAAGUAACUUCGGGAGGAGAGCCUGGGCACAGACUCGGUCAGGUGGCCAGGGUCACAUCAGCAGAGGAUAGGCUGUGUGGACGGUGACCCCCAUGCACCGUGGUGACCAGGCCAUGUCCUCACCUCCAGAAUCUUCCUGUCACCAACCUGAAUCAUAAGAUAGAGUGGACAAGACGCCUGGCCAGGGCUCCUUGCAACCGCGGUGGUCGUGAAGCCCAGGAGCCAGCGCCCAGAGCAGUGCUAGGAGGCCACCAGGGUCCUGGGUGGG